UAAAUAUUACAAACAUUAUGGUGGCGUUUAUUAUAAAAAUGAUAUUCCUAACUAUAAUCUUUUUACUAUGCCAUUAUAGUUCCAAAUAUCACAUUUUUCUCUCAGUGCGGCAGAAAGCGCACAAAACAUUACUUGCAGGUUCUCAACAAUCUCGGCGAAGCUAGUGGAUUAAGUAAAAUCAAAAAAUUUUGACAUGGGUUUCAGAGUGCUGUCCAAAUAAGCGUUAAAUGGAAUAUCGAGGUCGAAAGAGAAGGAUCAAAAUUGCAACUCGGGCAUAUAACGACGGAUAAGCUCAUACGCGACUCCUCGACUGACCUGAUUGAUCUUCACGCGCACACUGUGCGACUUCUUUUUUCCCCUGCUUGUGUCGUCUCUUCUUGUCUUUCUUUCUUUCUUUUGUGCUCGGUAAACCGCGCACGAGUGAGUAAUUUUUUUUCUAAUUUCAGUUUACGUAACGUCGCGUACGAGGACAGCGCGCACAGUGCGCGCUUAUUGAUCUCCUUCGUGCUUCGUGUAUAUGAAUUCUCCCGCGUGUGAGUUUCUUUUAACCCUUCGCCAGUGCCUCGACCGACGUUAACGAACAGAAGGAAGCGUUUUCGACAGGCCGGUGUCGCCGAUGAUGAGGAGAGUGUGCGGUCUAGGCGGGAGAGAGAGAGAGAGGGAAAGAGAGGCCUGCAGGCGAAGGCAAUUUUAAUCUCGAUGAGAAAGAGUCCCUUUAAUUUCCGGGAGAACGCAUACACGGAGAAAACACCGGGGAUAUCGAUACCGGCUACCCAGACACAAUAUUAAUGUUAUUUUUCGCCCAUGCGCAUACAGAGAGGGGUCGUAGAAGCCAUAAUAAUCUGGAGCCGGCCUUGUUUGUGGCUUGCUCAUCUGUGUUUGAGAGAAACUCUCGGUGCUGUAUAGCGCAACCAAAACCUAUGGUUCUGUAUUCGCCACGCAGACAUGACAGAGAAACACUGAUGUUAGGUUUGAGUCAGAAAGAAAUAAUGAGUAAGGAACAGGAAGCAAGGAGCGCACAGCUGUGGAUCAAGCACUUUAAAGUGAAGCAAGUAUAUAAUGUGGCGUUGAGGGAAAAAGGAAAAAAGCGAAUUUGUAGUGCAACAUUGACUCAGCUCAACAGAACCGACCUGUCCUUCUGGUUGAGGCAGCUUCGGAUGAAAAUGCCAAUUGAACGUUACGUGUGAUAAGAACUACGGCUGUGAGAACUGAACAGAUGGGACGCGUGUGCCAGCAGCAAUUUUUCAUGCAAUAUCUGUUUAACUCUGCUAGUGACACGCUCAUUUUAUGUGUUGUACAUACAUCUACCAAAUAAUUAAACUGUACUGAGGAAAUUGAUGAAAAGUGUAUUAAUUAUUAACGCUCAAAUGUGCUGAAAUUUUACGUUGAUUUGAACCAUUUUAUACGGAAAUUACUACGGAAAUGAGGUCU
Messenger RNA from Odontomachus brunneus, 1431 nucleotides. RefSeq lists its product as uncharacterized. Lineage: Eukaryota; Metazoa; Arthropoda; Insecta; Hymenoptera; Formicidae. The coding region runs from base 789 to 1187 and encodes 132 amino acids. The transcript has 2 exons. The record is from RefSeq and is a predicted model, not a curated record.